Molecule: messenger RNA, 882 nt
Organism: Colletotrichum spaethianum
Lineage: Eukaryota; Fungi; Ascomycota; Sordariomycetes; Glomerellales; Glomerellaceae
Exons: 2
Coding region: 1-882 (293 amino acids)
Source: RefSeq, a predicted model, not a curated record
AUGGAUGACAUGACUGUUGAGACCGCGGAUGUUCUUGAGUUUGCGCCUAUGGUCAAAGAUACGGUUCUGUCACUUGACCAAGUAGAGAUGGAUGGAAUUGGUGCGGUGAGCAUGGUUGAGUUCCAUGUUGGCCAUGGGGUUUCCACGGGUUGUGUCAGUGUUGCAGGCUGGCUGGGGGAAAUUGGGCUCGACAACGAGGAGUUACCAGCCGACGAAUUGACAACCAGGGAAGAUGGAAUGGAAGUUCUGGUACCUGUCAAUGUUUGGACUGAGGUAUCAGAGACUGUGAAAGACAGUAGCAAGGUGGACGGAGAUGAAGUCGACGUGAUACGCGAAAUGAGUGAGGUAUUGUUCAGCCCAGCGUACACCGAACUUGUCGAAACCGUACCAACAUCGGAACUGACAGAGGGAGGCUUGGUGGAUAUCGACGUCGGAUUAGAGUUUACUGUGGCUGAUUGCGACGAGGUGGUGCCGUUCCAUAAUUCACUAGACGAGCUGAAGGGGCCAUCGGUCUCAGUUACGGUAGCAAGAGUACCAGAUUCACCAUUCGAAAUGGACAUAGACGGGUCCACUCUGAAGGAAGUCGUCUGGUUGACGCCAUGCGAGGUCACCGUGAGAGUGAAACCGCUCGACUGCCCUGGAGGCGGAGGCCUUGAAACCGGUGGCUCGUCCACUCCAGGCGAAGACAGAGUUGACCCCGGUACAGAUGAUGGCGAAAGUCCCGAAAUGGUGGUGCCGGUCGACUCAACCAGAGUGAUGGAAGUGUUACCAGUCAAGGCGAACGAAGUGGAAUGGCUCUCAGUGACCGAUACAGAAGGAGAGACGAUGAGAGUAUCAGAGAGACUGGCACUCGCUUUGGCAGAGACAGUCGAGCUGGAUUGA